Messenger RNA from Ornithodoros turicata, 2863 nucleotides. Its product is annotated as eukaryotic translation initiation factor 2-alpha kinase 1-like. NCBI's taxonomy places the organism in Eukaryota, Metazoa, Arthropoda, Arachnida, Ixodida, Argasidae. Gene Ontology annotation, cellular component: cytoplasm; nucleus. Gene Ontology annotation, biological process: protein phosphorylation. The transcript has 15 exons. Gene Ontology annotation, molecular function: ATP binding; protein kinase activity. The record is from RefSeq and is a predicted model, not a curated record. The coding region runs from base 746 to 2782 and encodes 678 amino acids.
AAUCCACAAGGGGUUCCUUCUCGCGUUGGCGUCGUAGGUUGACGUGGUUCACCCACUGGCGAAACAAAAAGGGAAUAUCAAAUUCUUUUUGGAGAGCGGUGAUCCAGUCAUUCCAUUGUGUUAGCUUAGUGCCCUCGGUUUUAUGCCAUUCCAAUGCGCGUCCUCGAAGUCUUGAUAUAGCAGAGCUGAGCGUUGCGUUGUCGCUCCAUCCGGACCUCUCUCGUAAGGACUGCACAGCGGAAUGCCAGUCUUUGAAACAGUCGGCGUCGUUCCCGUAGUAGAGUGGUAGCGUAGACGUCAAGUCUGGCAUCGUAGUUACCUGCAGUGCGGUUGCGUGUUGCUGUUCGAGAAGUUUGGUGAUCGAGCUCAAUGCAGUUGCCAGCAUGUUGAUGACGGUGGGGUCGUUAGGGCUAGCGUUGGGUGUGGCCCCAAAAGGUUCCAGAAGAGGCGGUGUCGUAGUGGAGGUAGCGGUUGUAGCGGUGGUGGCAGUGGCCGAUACGGUUUUCCUCGUCGCCAUGUCGGAUAAAAAUGGAAUCGGAAUCGGAAAUAGGAAGAAGAAAAAAACGAAACUUUAAUACGUAAGACAAACGUCUGACAUUGCCAAAGGUGUAGCGUCGAAUGCCUCCGACGGAACUCUCUGUUUUCCCCGCCCGUCUCGGCCGUCUCGGGUAUCGUGCCCUCCUCGCUCUCGUGCGCGCGUACUUUGACCGCUGCGCUAACACGCUAACAAAACACUGGACGCGAGAUGAAGAAGAAAUACACAAGACAGGUGCUUAGUGUCUUCUCUGUCUUGCUUCAAGUGUUCUCUGCACUAAGUCCUUCAAAAGUCAUGUACCAACUAGCCCAACAGUCCAUGCAAGUUUGGCAAUGGCAGAGCUUCCCAGCAAGCCCAGGUAUUUCAGCACCACCUGGAGAAGUCAGUACCGGUGGCACAGUUCACGCAAAUGGACCCCUGGCAGUUCCAACCCGGUACACCUCCGCAAGGCCGGAACAUAUUCCUUACAAUUUGCUGCUUGAAUCUCUCAUCGAACAGCUAUGCAACUUUUAUGAACCAAAUCCUGACAGGAGAAGGCAGCUUUUCAAAGGAAUAUGUCAACGGUUGGGACAGUACCAUCUUUUCGAACAUUUUCCAAAUAUACAAGAGCUGUACCACCUAAGAUUCAAAUUUCGGCACGCCUUUUCUCGUCUGGUGAUUGAGGUCAAAACAUCACUGCCAAAUUCUGCUAUACUGGAUGAGGAGCACAAAAGUCUGGUUCCGUACAGCACCUCCCUGGCCAAUGGGCAGUCCCCAUUUCGCUUGUCUGACCCUGUAGGAGACCUUGCACUUAUCCAUCUUGACGAAGUAACGUGCCAACAGAAUCGAUGUCAGUAUGACUUCGAAGAAAUAGAGAAAAUAGCAGAAGGAGGCUUUGGAAUUGUUUGCAAGGCAAAGAAACGAGUAGAUAGCUGUGUCUACGCCAUAAAGAUGAUUCCAUUCAAGUACUCAAACCGGGACCUUCUUCAACGGAUAUUGAAAGAAGUGGAGUUAUUAGCACAACUAUGUCAUCCUAAUAUUGUUGCCUAUAAGACUGCCUGGAUAGAAAACCAGGUGCCCAUUAUUGCUGUACAGAGGAAUUCUUCGGAAAACACCUCAUCUGACACAUCAAGUGCUGCCAGCUGCAUUAACAAGGGUACUGCAGAAGAUCUUUCAUGCUCUUGUCCCAAUGGGAAUACACACCUGAGUAAAAAAUCUGGAAGCUUUUCCAGAUGUGCAUGUGUUAAUGGUGUUCGUGUGGAAGAAAGUUAUAUAGUGUUUCAAGAGGCAAGUCAGACUACAACUAGCGCUACUGUAGAGUGUAUCAGUUGCACUGCCCCUCUGACUGCAAGUGGUUCUGUCAGAAAUGCUAGAACUAAUUCCAAGAGUGAUUGUGGUGUUCCUAAAGUUCAACAAGACAAUGGAAAAGCAUCAAGCAAUGGUUCAAACUGUCACCUACAACCUGUCAUGCCAGCUAAAGACUUGUUAUUUCAACUGCUUACUGAGGCUAAGGUUGGUGCCACACUAUUUAUCCAAAUGGAGCUCUGUUCAGGAAAUCUUGCUGACUGGAUUUCUGCACGAAAUAUGAGGUUGUCAUCGUCACCUGACAGUACAUAUAUUGAUGACGCCCUCAAUAUAUUUAAGCAAAUUCUGAAAGGUGUCCAAUACAUUCACGCAGAAGGCGUUAUUCACAGAGAUUUGAAGCCACACAACAUCAUGUUUGAUGGAAAAGGUUCCCGAGUGAAGAUAGGCGAUUUUGGGUUGGCCACAAUGAGUAACAUAGACAGAGGCUCAGACCCACAUCGACACCCAUGGAUUCGAGCAAGAUUGCACACCCAGGGCGUAGGGACCGAUCUAUAUGCUGCACCUGAACAGAGGGAUGGUGGUCUCUAUGAUUCCAAGGCUGACAUCUUCAGCUUGGGUAUCAUCCUGACAGAGCUGGUACAUCCGUUCACAACUGGUCACGAGAGAAUCACCACACUGAAGCUGCUGCGUGAUGGAUUUGUACCAGUUCCUGUUGCUUUGAAAUGCCAAGAAGUGGCGAAUAUGAUACUUCGCAUGUGCAAAAGAGAUCCUGUACAAAGACCAACUGCUGCGGAAAUUCUCAUGUCUACCCUUUUCAAGACCAAGGAUGAGUUGCUCACCUCGCUGCGAGGAGAUUUACUCAGAAAGGAACAGGAGGUUACUGAGUUAAAUGUGUUGCUCAAGAAGAAGUGUGCAGAGCUGGAGUGGUACCAAGCCAACUGUCACUGCAGGGCACAGUGGUGACAUGGACUAGUCUGAUCAGUAUUUCAGCAUAGGUGUACAUAGUUUAUUUUUUGAAGGAAUAAAACGUUUUGUUGUUGUUUU